Messenger RNA from Scophthalmus maximus (turbot), 4329 nucleotides. RefSeq names its product zinc finger protein 70. The record is from RefSeq and is a predicted model, not a curated record. Bases 448 to 2115 code for a protein of 555 amino acids. NCBI's taxonomy places the organism in Eukaryota, Metazoa, Chordata, Actinopteri, Pleuronectiformes, Scophthalmidae. The transcript is spliced from 2 exons. Gene Ontology annotation, molecular function: DNA-binding transcription factor activity; RNA polymerase II cis-regulatory region sequence-specific DNA binding. Gene Ontology annotation, biological process: regulation of transcription by RNA polymerase II.
GGCCUCAGUGUGCAGUAACAGUACAGUAGCGACCUGCGUACAGAAGCAGGAGAUGGGUGAGUCGCCGCCGAGGCCCGCGUUAUCAGAGUCUUCGUACAACAACAACAACAACAACAAUGCGCGGACUUGAGUGACGCAGUUAAAAGACCAUUAGCACUCUUCUGCUGCGGAGCCGCGAGUGUUUGCGCGAGUGCGUCCGUCUUUUCUCCGGCCGGCGUUGUUAGUUUUUCGAAGCUAGCGGGCUAAUGUUAGCGAGCGGAGCCAGGCCCAGCGAAGAGUUCACUCCCGUGUUUGUGUCCGCGACGCCGCUGAAGAGGCGGACGUUACCUGCUGACACCACCGACAGACACAACAGAAAGCCCCCACGCCGUCAGGCACUCGUGCUGUUUCAAUAGCGCACUAACACGUUAGCUUAGCCCGUACGCGUUAGCUAACCACAUUAACACCAUGAGUUCCAGGAGGACAGGCUAUGCUGGUAGCAUGGAUUCCUCUCCGUCGAACAGCGGCAGCGGGAACCGUAAACAGAGUAUAAUCAACGUCCCCGACAGGCCCGGCGCGUCCUGCUAUGACCGGAAGCCGGACAAGGCUGCGUACGGAGCUCCGCAGGGCAGCGUGACUGUCACGUCGCUGAAGUCGCGCCUGGCCCCGACCAUUCAGACCGCGAUGUCCGCCGCGGUGGACACUCUGCUGGGCGAGGUGGUGCUGGUGCUCAACGAGACGCAGCAGGAGCUGCUGCACAAGGAGCAGGAGAACGAGAGGCUGAAGGUGCGUCUGGAGGUGUCGGAGAGGGAGCUCAAGAGCCUGCAGGAGUGUCUGUGCAGUGCCCAGAAGCUCAUAGACCAGCUGCAGAUCUCCUACUCGGGCCCUCAGUCCAUUGGCCAGUCAGUCUUCGCCCCGUCCCUGUCCUCCAUGGCCUCGCUGACCUCUGGCUUGGAUCGGGACCACCAGAACCCCCGGAGUGUGAACGGAGCCGGCGUCGACCUGGGCCUCGGCGGCUCUGUGGACGAAUCGCUUCACGGGUUCGAGUCGAGGGACGACUACAAAAUGUGCCAGCUCUCGAUCCAGCCAGACGGCUCCGUGACUAACCACGCUCUGGACUCCUUCACGUCCAACACGUCCCACAUGUGCUCAGAUUCCAGCAGGCCAGAUGAGAGGCAGCCUCAGGGACCGGGUGGAGUGUCCAGGUUUGAGAUUAAAGAGGAGCAGGGACCAUCUUCCGGCUCCGGUCAGCCCAGCAGGAAGGAAUCUGGGUUGCGUAACGACAGCCAAGUCGGGGACGGAGAACGCUCGUCCCACAACGUGGGCGACCUCGGCUAUGUUCAAGUGGGGGAGGGCGGUUCUCAGCGUUCCUUCACGCACCCCCUGCGGCACCAAAGGUCUUUGCGAGAAUGUGGCGAUGCCUUGCAGCAGGGCGGACUUGAUGGACAGAAAGCUCUGGCUAGGACUUCUGGACCCGGGAGAGGAGACAGUGUUUCACCGGGCAGAGCAGAGGACUCCGCGGGACCCUCAGCCCCCGACACAGCAGGGGAGCCCUCUGGAGAUCGGCCUCACCACUGCCUGGAGUGUGGAAAGACCUUCCGCUUGAUCUCCAGCCUGAAGAAGCACAUCCGCAUCCACACGGGAGAGAAGCCGUACCCGUGUGCAGUCUGUGGCCGCCGCUUCCGCGAGUCGGGAGCCCUUAAAACUCACCUGCGCAUACACACAGGCGAGAAGCCAUACUCCUGCUCCGAGUGUGGAAACUGCUUCCGCCACUUGGACGGUUUGCGCAAGCACAGGCGCACGCACACCGGAGAGAAGCCCUACGUGUGCGCCAUCUGUGGGAAGCGACUGAGCCGCCUGCAGCAUCUCAAGCACCACCAGCUCAUCCACACUGGAGAGAGGCCGUGCUGCUGCCCCUUCUGCAACCGCAGCUUCAAGGAGCCGGCGGCGCUGCGGAAACACAUCCGCACGCACCGGGAGGAAGGCGGUCACAUGGGAAUCGGCGCCAGCGACGACACCGACCCAGAUGCCAUGGACGACAUAAACAACCUCCAUCCGGCGGCUCCGUCCCCUCAGAUGCGGUUUGGCGAUUGGGGAGCAGAGGAGGACGACAGCUCAGUUGUGGACUGUGUGUAGGGGACGAUUAGAGGAAUAACAGUCGGUCAGUGAUCUUAUCAUAAAACGUGGAAUACGGUGUGUCUGUAGUUUAACAUGAUGCAUAAAGAUCAUCUCCGUUCCGAGUGAAGAAUCGGGCUACAUAUAACCCUAGCCUUUGAGUUUGGUUUGUAUCUGACAUCUUCAUGUUUUCCUGUCUGCAGCAAAGUUUUUCUUUUGUCCCGGACGUUCAUCAAACAGCAGCAGCUGCACUGGCGUACAACAGGUUGCUCUUGGUAGAAGUGGACGAGAUCUUUGAUUGAACUCUCACUUAAUAAUCAACUGAGUCGCCACUGCUGCUGUUUAAAGAUCGUCCCUGGACGUUAGUGAGGAGAAACUCUUUGGAUUCUAGUCACGAGUGUUUUAAAGCCUUAGGCAACUCAAAUCCAGUGGACAGAACUAGAUGCAUAGUGCUGGUCCAUGCUUCAUGUGUAGAACAAACCAUAUACAUUGUGUAGUUGGGCUUUUUGUUUUUUUUCUGACUAAACCAAAGCAGAGUAUUAUGGUUUAAUUCUUUGAUCUUGAUGAAGUGUUCAUCACGUGUGGGUCUAAUACUAGCAGUGCUGUCACAAAAACUGACCAACACCAUCGUGUGGACAUUCCCAUUUCACUCAGAGCAUCGGAUCUGUUUCUCUCUCAUUCUCCAAGACCAAGGAAAUCGUACGUUUAAACUAUAGCAAAUCCCACGUGAUAACUGGCUCCUAUUUACGACAUGAACGGUAUAUUGAUGUAUCCCAGUUCUACCUCAGUACUCAUUCUCCAUGACGACGAAAACACACCAUUAGAAAAAAACUCAACUCUUAAUCAAUAGAAAUGAUUCCCAGUUUGACGCAAGCGGUUAGAUUUCGGCGGCUCUUCCUGUUUGGCACGACCCUGCUCCGUCUCUUUUCACUGCGCAUCCCUCAUCAGUUACACAAUCGCAAGGUGUCAAGUUUGAUGAUACCAUAUCAAUACAAGCAUUUUAUUAUGAUUUUUUAAAAAAAAAUUGGGGUUAUUUUGACGAGAGAGUGGACGUGAGGCUUGCACGCUGUAAUGGACCAUAUCUUAUCAUUCCUUCUUUUUAAAAUUCAAGCUGCUACUGUCUGAAUAAAUCAUCUUGUUUUCCGUAACAAUUGUUACUAGCAACUACUAGCGGACAAACUCUGGUGCUUGCAUGUGCAUAUUUGUUUCUCCGCCGGCAGCGCUGCCGCAGGCCCCCCUCCCCCCCCUGUAAAUAAGAUUAUAGUUUUAGGCAUUUUAUCCAGUUUAAUAAGGGUUAAUAACAUUUGUGGAAAAGUUAAUGUGCAACAAUGGCUUUAUGCUUUCUUAUCUUUUUUUAAUGUAACGUGCUUUGUUACCAUCAGUAUGCUUAGACAGUGUAAAUAUAUAAAUCUUAUUAAAUUUCUCCCUGGUGCUGGGACACGACGCGACCAACGCAUCAGGUUCAUCUGCAGAUUCUUCCUCUCGGCUCGUUGAGUUCCUCUGUGGGUCUCUGCCGUCAUUCACCACGUGUACUACUCUACUGAUCCUCUACGUGCAUUUACCAGUGUAAGUCAUUCUAUGGUAAGGCAUUCAAAAUAUUAAAUACACGUCACUGUAUACCCAGAAUACCAUCGGCCACGGUAGACCUUAUUUACCCCAGAUAAUCGUAUUUAUUGUUUGUAGUGUUACAUACAUGGGGGCUCUGCAUGUGGGGUUUAAACUGAAAUGGCAUUCUUCCUGAACAUGUCAUGAAAUGUGAAAUGGAUUACUUUUUUCUUUUUUUAUGCCUCUGUCUAAAAUAUAUUCACCUCCAACCAGUUACCUGUAAAUGUUACUAUAUUAAAGGGCCCUUGUUUGUAUGUCUUGUCCCUCUGUUGCUGUCUGCUCAGUAUCUCUCAUUAGGGAGAGAUUUCUUUGAAAUAAUGAGUUGGUCUUUUAGCCACCAACAGCCAAAUAAAUAUUCCUGACUACAUUUACUGUCAGACAAAUUAAACCACACUAAAAUGAUCGAGCAGUGCGGCACGAGUAUGUCCUAAUUUUAGAUCACCUGUCUGUUCAUCCCAUUUCUGCAAUGCUUCACUUUCAGUCUGUACAUUUCAUUGUGUCAUGGUACAGUAGGAAAACCACAUGAACCCUGGAGCAGAGUUUCCACACCAUCUGAAACGUUGCCAAACAGACUUGUGUGUGCGCUGUCGGCACGCCCAGGGAGAUCCCAAAUAAAACGUACUCUUCUCA